Molecule: messenger RNA, 530 nt
Organism: Tuber aestivum (summer truffle)
Lineage: Eukaryota; Fungi; Ascomycota; Pezizomycetes; Pezizales; Tuberaceae
Source: the annotation of a GenBank genome assembly
AUGGAGGUUUGUUUGCUUGGUCUCUUCUUCCUUGUCCAGGAUACCAAAGAUCGUGUGUUUGCUUUCCUCGAGCAAUUAUCAUGAUCGUUGUCACGAUCUUUACCGUCCUAUAUUAAUAUACUUUGAACUCCGCUUUCGGUCCAUUUUUAACCCACUUGCCCAUCACUCUGGAGGAUGGCGCUGUUCUCCGCGGUGGAGCAUUGGCGGAAGAUAAUGAAAGGCGAAUACUGUUGGGUAGCGGCAACAUCGUUCCGGAGGAGCAGGAAUGCGACGGUCUGAAUGAGGUUUUUGCAGAGUGGGAAAAGCGAGAGCGGCGCAUGGAUCAGCGUGCGGAUGAGAUUGAAAUGAGGAAAAUCCGCAACAUCCGUGAAAAGAAGGAAGGAAAGUCGUCAUUCUCAAGAGGCGGAAGACAGGCCAAGGGGCCAGACGCCAGAGACCUACAAAUGAAAUUGCGUCCUGCACUGCCAAAGCAACAGCCGCAUAUUAGACCGGAGCUAAUGUUGUUUGGAGACAUUUACCGACCAGAUUGA